UGCUGCAGAGUAAACAUCUCCUCCCUGUUUCAAACAGGGAGAAGAGGAGCAGCCAUGACUGUGAGAGCAGCAGUGACUGGAUUGGCUAUCUUGUUUCUGUCUGUACCAGUGGUCCAGAGUCAGAAAGGCUGGGGAGUGACUUAUUCACAAACUGAAGUCUGUGCCUUGGAAGGAUCAACAGUGGAACUAAGCUGCACCUACACAUAUCCAAGUUCUGACUAUUAUACAGUUACUGAAUCAUUCUGGUUUACUAAAAUACAGAAUAAUGAACAUGUUGAUGUGAGAACAGACUCACAGUUCACAGGACGUGUGAUGUACAGUCGUGGAUGGAAACGCUGCACUCUGAGAAUCACUAACGUAGAGAAGAGCGACUCAGCUAUGUACAAGUUCAGGUUCAUAAGAGACAAAGAUGGUGGCGGAUUUACAGGAAACCCUGGAGUCGUUUUGUCUGUUCAAGAUCCAGAUCUUCAGGUGCAGAGAAUUGAUUCACAGUCUUCCAAGUUAGAACUGGAAUGUCUCAGCAGUUGUCUUUUACCUCAUCACGUCACCUAUGUCUGGUACAUAAAUGGACACAAAAUCUCUGCAGAAGAAUCUUCUUAUACAGCCGAUUUUUUUAAUGCAGACAGCUACUCCUGUGCUUUGAAAGACUAUGAGGAUUUCCCCUCUCCUCUGUACUGUUACUAUGAUUCUCUGUGUAACAAAGUGAUAUACACUCUCAGAACCAUCUGUGCCUCCAGAGGCUCAUCAGUGGACAUCUCUUGCUCUUACAUAAGUUUUGAAAGCAUCAGGUCAAAAUUCUGGUUCAGAUCUGAUCAAAGUCAGUCUAGGCGAUAUUACCUACAACCUGAAGACCUCAGAGGAGAUUCCCAGUAUGCAAAUCGUGUUCAGAUCACUGACUCUAGGAGAGGAGACGCUAGCACCCUGAGAAUCUCUGACCUGAGAGAGAGCGAUUCAGCCGUCUAUCGUUUCACAUUUACAGCAGGAAGCUCUGAAUGGGGGAACAGUUUACAUGGUACAACUCUGACUGUAACAGCUUUACAGGUGCAGGUGACGAAGAUAACCACCAACCAGUUCUACACAGUGGCAGAGCUGAGAUGUCACAGCAGCUGCAGUGAAGCGGCUCGAUUUUCAUACGUCUGGUUCAAGAACAGACAGGCAGUCACCUGGGAGAGUACGUCUACUACUAAAAUCAGAUAUGACCUUGAAGAUGAGAUCUCCUGUGCUUUACGAGGACAUGAGAGAUUUCCCUCUCCAUCAGUGUAUGCUCCCAAAGUUUCCUCUGCAGUUUUGAACCCCCCUGGUGAGAUGGUGGAGAACUCAUCUGUGACACUGACCUGCAGCACUGAUGCUAACCCAUCCGCUAAUAUCACCUGGUUCAAGAAGAACGAACGCCAAGACUUUGAACCUUUCAGCAGUGAACAACAGCUCAUCUUCAGCGCCAUCCAGUCCUCGGAUGCAGGAGAGUAUAGGUGUACAGCAGAGAACAGUCUGGGGCAGAGAACAUCUGCACACACCAUUAUUGAUGUCAAAUAUGCUCCAAAGUUUCCCUCAGUGUCAGUGAGUCCCUCUGCUAAAAUCAUGGAGGGCAGUUCAGUGACUCUGACCUGUAGCAGUGAUGCUAACCCAGCAGCUAAUUACACCUGGUACAAGGAGAACCAAACAGCACCUCAGGGGCGACAAGGCCUUCAUCAUUUCAGCACCAUCAGCCCUGAGGACAGAGGGACAUACUACUGCAGAUCUGAGAAUCAGUAUGGACGGAUCAACUCCUCUCCUGUAUUCAUAGAUGUCCAGUAUGCUCCAAAGCUUCCCUCAGUGUCAGUGAGUCCUGUGGAUGAGAUCAUGGAGGGCAGUUCAGUGACUCUGACCUGUAGCAGUGAUGCUAACCCAGCAGCUAGUUACACCUGGUACAAGGAGAACCAAACAUUACCUCAGGGACAAAAAGGCACUUAUUCUUUCACCACUAUCCGGUCCAAGGACAGUGGGAUGUACUCCUGCAAGUCUGAGAACAAGUAUGGUCACAAGACCUCCAAAGGAUUCUGUAUCGAUGUUCAGUACGCCCCACGACUUCCUUCAGUGUCUCUGAGUCCCUCUGCUGUCAUAGUAGAGGGAACUUCCCUAAAUCUGACCUGUAGCAGUGAUGCUAACCCUGCAGCUAAUUACACCUGGUACAAGGAGAACCAAACAGCACCUCAGGGGCGACAAGGCCUUCAUCAUCUCAGCACCAUCAGCCCUGAGGACAGAGGGACAUACUACUGCAGAUCUGAGAAUCAGUAUGGACGGAUCAACUCCUCUCCUGUAUUCAUAGAUGUCCAGUAUGCUCCAAAGCUUCCCUCAGUGUCAGUGAGUCCUGUGGAUGAGAUCAUGGAGGGCAGUUCAGUGACUCUGACCUGUAGCAGUGAUGCUAACCCAGCAGCUAAUUACACCUGGUACAAGGAGAGUGAAGACUCAUCUCUAGCUUCAGGACCGAUCUUCAUCAUCGAUGACAUUAGAUCUGAAAAUGGUGGGAAUUAUUACUGUGAAGCUUACAACACAAGAGGGCGCCAUAACUCCACCUUCACUCUGACUGUUGUGGCAGGUAGCUCAGCAUUCAUAGCAAAUAUCUCCAGGGUAACUCUGGGACUCUUGAUGAUGAUUCUUCUUCUCCCUCUGAUUCUGUGGAGGAGUUACCCCAAGAAGAAGGAAACUCUGAGGGCUGAACCAGAUGGACCUGAAGAAGCAAUGGAGUUAAACUCUGACCCUGCAUAUGAGAACAUCUCAGAUAUGGCUGCAGCACAGAGAGAAGACAGAGAGGAGCAGGAAGACGCUGUAUGAAGUCCCUUCAGUUGAUUCUAAGGACUUCCUGUGGAGAGCGAGUCUGUGGAGGAUCUUGGAGGAGUGGGGACAGUAAAAUACUUAGAAUGAACAUGAAACAAAAGAUGAACAUCAGCAUGAAAACAGAUGAAGAAAAAAACCCUGAUUAAAUGAUUGAACCCCUGAACAGAAUCCCUCACAGCAGCUCAAAUAUGCAAAACCAGUGUUGUUUCAAGAACACCUGAAGCAGCUAAUCAAGGGCUUCACUAGCUGCAACAGGUCUGCUUGAGCUGGAACAUGAAAUACUUGAACUGUGAGGGAUCUGUUGAGUAUCACACUUGACUAGAAAUAUGUUUAAAUGAAGAGAAUGGUCCAAAAAGUUAAGAGAAGAGAUCACUGGCCUUCACAAACAAGGACAAAAAAAAAUCACAAAGGCCCUGAAUGUUCUAGAGACACUGUUGGAAGCAGAGUUCACCAGUUCAAAGUUACAGGAACUGUGGUUCCACUACCUGGACGGAGCAGAAAAAAGAAGCUAUCACCGGCUGAAACCAUGGAGUUAGUGCAAAAGACCUCCUGGUGGCAACAGGGACAGUAAGACAAGUACUGAACAUAGACCGUUUCCAUGCCAGAGCUCCUAGACGUGCACCACUACUGACCCAGAACCCAAGAAUAGUCAGCUCCAGUCUGCUCAAAAUCAUGGAACUAAGCCACAGAGGUUUUAGGAUUCUGUUCUGUGAAGUGAUGAAACAAAACUGGAACUUUUUGGCACAUUGGAUCAGCGGUAUGUCUGGAGGAAGAAGAAUGAAGCAUUGAUGGAAAGAACACUGUGCCCACAGUUAAGCAUGGCGGUGGCUCGGUGAUGCUCUAAAUCUUUGCAUCCUCUGGCACUGGAAACCUGCAGCGUGUGGAAGACCAGGUGGAAUUGUUGAGAGUAUCGACAUUGACUUUCCUGAAGCUGAAAGAACAGCAUCAUGGCUUAAUGCUGCUUUAUUGAGGCUUGUUAAUCAUUUAUCCUAAAGUGAUAUAACAGAGUAUGACAUGUCUUAAAUCUGCCCUAGCAACAGGUGGGGUUAUUUUUGUAUGUGGUUUUAAGUUUCUUUUUCUCUCUCUAUUGUUCUGUGGCAGUGGAAGUGUGCAAAGAUUAUCCACUUUAUAAAAAAAAAAAAUAAUAAUAAUAAUAAAAACAUAAUGGAGACAAGUCAAGGUGAAACCACAAGAGACCUUUUGGUGAACUUCUAAGCACGGCAAGGGGGUUUUAGCUUUGGGUGAACUUCUUUUACCUCGACAGGUGACCUUCUGGAUGAACUUUGAGUUCCUAUAAACUUCUAAACCUUCUAAAUUCUAAACUUAGAUUCAGCGGGUUUUCCUCUGAAGUCUGGUUUCUAAGAUUACUUUUCUUGGAAGUCACAGUACGGGUGGAAACCUAACGUACCUAAUCAAAAGACCUCAAAUUUCCUGUCAGGGCUCUCGCACAGAGUCCAACCAUAGGUCCAAAAGCUAUCUUUUGUGGUUUCAACUCGUGAGUUUGUAACCAUUUUGAAUUUUUGGUACCGAUAUUCUCAUGUUGAACCAGUAUGUUUUGU
Messenger RNA from Cheilinus undulatus (humphead wrasse), 4373 nucleotides. Its product is annotated as B-cell receptor CD22-like. The transcript has 15 exons. The record is from RefSeq and is a predicted model, not a curated record. Lineage: Eukaryota; Metazoa; Chordata; Actinopteri; Labriformes; Labridae. The coding region runs from base 55 to 2811 and encodes 918 amino acids.